CAAAACGCAUUUACAGAAACCAGGAGCAAAGAGCACAGACAGCAACAGAACGUCUCAUAGAAGAUAUCACAACAGAAGUACAAUACAGAGAUGAAGUCAUUUCUUCUUCUGUCACUCACCCUCACAGUGAGCCUUGGAGUACCAGUGCCAGAAUGGGUUCCAAUGGUGCUACCUCCAGAAGAGGGGGGUAUCUCUCUGGCCGAUGUGCUACCGGAUCAAGGCCAUGUGGUCCAGGAGGACGUCUGGCCAGAUGCAGGUCUGGAAAAGGUGGAGCGGCCUGCUGAACUGAGCCCUGUAGUUCAGGAGAAACCAGCUGAACAGGAGACUGUGGUUGAGGAGAAACCAGCUCAAUUGGACCCCGCAGUUCAAGAUAAAUCAGCUGAGCAGGACCCUGAGGUACAAGUCAAGCCUGUGGAGAAGGAUCCUGAGGUACAGGACAAGCCUGCAGAGAAGGACGCUGAGGUACAGGUCAAGCCUGCGGAGAAGGACGCUGAGGUAGAGGACAAGCCUGCGGAACAGCAUCCUGAGGUAGAGGCCAAGCCUGCGGGGCAGGACCCUGAGGUAGAACAUGUACAGGAAGAGGUGGAGGAAGAAGACCAAUCUGAGGGUCCUGCUGUGGAGGAUGAUCUCACAGCAAAUGAAGUCACUGAGGAUUUCCCUGUCCAGGAGGGGGCACAGCCCGAGGAAAAGUUCAUGGAUGAAAAUGAGUUUAGCUUGAAUGAUGAACAAGGGCCGGAUGAAACUUUUCUCUCAGAGGAACUAAGAAGUGAUGAGCCAGUGAUGAAGUUAGAACCUCCAAUGGAGGAAGAGCCAGUUGUACAGGAGGUGCAUCCAAUGCCAGGGAUGCUUAGAGUAGUAGAGGAGCCAAGGGUUGAGUUAGAGCCUGAAGAGGAGGGAGUAGGGAUGUAUGGCAGGUUAACUGAAGAGAAGGCUGUGAUGGCUGAAGAGCCUAAGAUGGCGUUGGAGCCUCUGCCAGAGGAGGAACCAGCAAUGCAAGAGGCAGAUUUAUCAGAUCCAAGGCUUAGAUUGGUGGAGGAACCUUCAGUAGAGCUGGAGCCUCUGUCGGGAGAGGAGCUUGCUUCAGAAGAUGAGCCUGGAACAGAGAAUGAAAUGGACGAAGUGUCACCAGAGCAGGAGCCCAGCAUGGAGAUGGAACCAGAGGAGGAUCCAGCUCUUUGGGCGCGGUCUGGAUUGGCAGAAGGACCUCUGAUGGACAGCAUGACACAAGCAACGAUGGAGGAAGAGUCAGAAAUGUGGGCGGGGACAGGGGAAGAGUCUGCAGCAAUGGGUAGAGGGAUGGAUAUGGACGAUGACAUGUUUGUGGGAAUGGAGACAGGGGAACAGUCUGCAGCAAUGGGUAGAGGGAUGGAUAUGGACGAUGACAUGUUUUUGGGAAUGGAGACAGGGGAAGAGUCUGCAGCAAUGGGUAGAGGUAUGGAUAUGGACAAUGACAUGUUUGUGGGAAUGGAGACAAAUGCUAAAGGAGAGGCAUGGCCUUAUGCAGAAGAUGAGUUCCAAGCGAGAUCUAUGGAUGAGGAGGUCCCUGGUGCAGUGUCCACCAGGAGGAGUUCAUGCAGUGGAGUGAUCAUUGAGGGUCGAUGCUACCAGUUCUUCAGGGGUCCCAAGCAGGCUACAGAUGCUGAGUUCUUCUGUCAGAGUAGCUUCCCCAACGGACACCUGGCCUCCGUCACCAGCUCUUACAUCCGCCAGCAGAUGAUGAGACUCAUGGCACAGAACGGUGGCCCAACACGCACCUGGGUAGGAGGACUCAGAUAUCUGGAGACGGGCCGUUUCAUCUGGCUGGACGGGGCACGUUGGGCGUACGCUGAUUGGCUCUUCGGGGAGCCCAACAACACGUCUGGAGUAGAGGACUGUGUAGAAUUACUCAGUAAUGGUAAGUUUAAUGACAUGCCGUGCUGGGAUCUGCGGGCUUACCUCUGCUCAUAUCCUCUGUGAUGAGUCCACAAACUUCUGUGAUGUGACCUCCCAUCUUCAGCACCAAUCACACCUGACAAUUUCAAUAGUGUGAAGAGUGAAGAGUGAGAAUACUUGACCCAGGCCAAAUAAGAGCCAAAUAAGACAAAAUAAGAGCCUUAAUGCUCUGCGUGCACCACACCAGACAAGAUUAGCGCUCCAAUGUACAGACUCACACACUGCCCUGUGUUUAUAUUGAUGCAUAUUUUACACUUGAAAGCCAUUUGUAUUUGGUUAUUGGUUACUGUUUUUUUUGAUUGGACAUGUCAGAUGCAAAUCAUUUUUUGUGAAUAAAUGAAAUUCCUCCAAAA
Molecule: messenger RNA, 2285 nt
Organism: Clupea harengus (Atlantic herring)
Lineage: Eukaryota; Metazoa; Chordata; Actinopteri; Clupeiformes; Clupeidae
Source: RefSeq, a predicted model, not a curated record